GUGUCUGUCUCUGUGUGUCUGUCUGUCUCUGUGUGUGUCUAUGUGUCUGUCUCUGUGUGUGCCUGCGGAAUUGGCCGGAUAGAGUUCCCUCCCUGCUCUCCCCACUAUGAAGUUGCUCCGAGCUGCUUGCUCUCCCCUCCAGCUCCUGCUCCCUGCCCAAGCCGCUGCUCACACCCCCCGGCUCCGGGCUUGUUGCACUUUCAGUGUCACUGCCUACAUGCCCGAAGCGGCAGCUUUCCCCGGGGUCCGGGAUUACCCGGGGCUCCGCGAUUACUCGGUGCAACAGCCCGACAGUUUCUGGGGAGCCCUAGCCCAGGGCAGACUCUACUGGAUCAGCCCGUUCCACACGGUCAGCGACUGCGACCUGAGCCAGGGCACCAUCCGCUGGUUCCAGGGGGGACGCCUCAAUGUCUCAGUGAACUGCAUUGACCGCCAUGUCCACACCUCUCCAGACAAAGUGGCUUUAAUCUGGGAGAGAGAUGAGCCUGGUGCUCAAGUGAAGAUUACCUACAGGCAGCUCCUGGAGGUGACCUGUCGUCUGGCCAACACUCUGAAAAGGCAUGGUGUCCGCAAAGGAGAUCGGGUGGUCAUCUACCUACCAGCCUCACCAAUCGCAGUGGCAUCGAUGCUGGCCUGUGCCCGUAUUGGAGCCGUACACACUGUGGUGUUUGCGGGAUUCAGUGCAGAAGCUUUGGCUGAUAGGAUUCGAGAUGCACAGUGUGAGACCGUGAUCACUGCCAACCAGGCUCUGAGGGGUGGACGGGUCAUCAAUUUGAAGAAAACUGUGGAUCAAGCAGUGAAACAGUGUCCUUCAGUCAAGCGAGUGCUUAUCGCAACAAGAACAGAGAACAAGGUCCCAAUGUCAGAUAUUGACAUUCCCCUCGAGGAGGAAAUGAUGAAAGAAGAAGCAGCCUGUGAACCCGUUGCCAUGGAGAGUGAGGACAUGUUGUUCCUGUUGUACACGUCAGGGAGCACAGGGAAACCGAAGGGUGUGGUACACACACAGGCAGGUUUCCUGCUGUACGCGGCUCUCACACAUAGGUAUGUGUUUGAUUACCACGAUGGUGACGUGUUUGGCUGUGUUGCGGAUGUUGGUUGGAUCACUGGGCACAGCUACGUGGUGUAUGGACCUCUGUGCAAUGGAGGAACCACCGUGCUGUUUGAGAGUACUCCAGUCUACCCGAAUCCAGGUCGUUACUGGGAGAUGGUUGAAAGGUUAAAGGUCAACCAGUUCUAUGGAGCGCCCACUGCAAUUCGACUCCUGCUGAAGUAUGGAGAUACCUGGGUGAAGUCACAUGACCGGUCUUCUCUGAAAAUGCUGGGCACAGUUGGAGAGCCCAUCAACCCUGAGGCAUGGGACUGGUAUUAUAGAGUUGUUGGGGAUGGCAAAUGCCCAGUGGUGGAUACUUGGUGGCAGACAGAGACUGGCGGUAUCUGUAUCGCUCCUCGGCCUGCAGAUAGAGAUGCCAAGAUACUCCCAGCUAUGGCAAUGAGACCCUUCUUCGGAAUCGACCCAGUACUCAUGAAUGAGCAUGGUCAGAGAUUAACGGGGAACGCAAUCUCCGGAUCACUCUGCAUCGCACAGCCAUGGCCAGGGAUGGCUCGGACUAUCUACAAUGACCACAACCGAUUUGUGAACACCUAUUUUAAAGCCUACCCCAACCAUUUCUUCACUGGAGAUGGAGCAUACAGAUCUGAAGAGGGACAUUACCAGAUCACAGGAAGGUUGGAUGAUGUUAUCAACAUCAGUGGUCAUAGGCUGGGCACUGCUGAAAUUGAAGGUGCAGUGAACCAACACCAAGCUGUGGCCGAGUCUGCAGCCAUUGGAUGUGCCCACGAGAUCAAAGGGGAAGGGUCUUAUGUCUUCAUUGUUCUGAAGGAUGGGAUGGUCAUUGCUGAGGACGUCUUCGAUAAGGAACUCAAAGACAUUGUCUCCCAAAAGAUAGCCAAAUAUGCUGCUCCUGAUCAAAUCCAGAUUGUGCACAGACUUCCUAAAACCCGCUCAGGAAAGAUAAUGCGUCGAGUUCUGAGGAAGAUUGUGGAAAAUAAAAUCGAUGAGCUCGGUGACCUUACUACCCUGGAUGAUCACACAGCUGUGCAGGAAAUUAUCGACGGCCAUAAGCAGGUUCUGAAAAAAGAAGCUAAAUAUUAACUGGGAGACAUCAUGCCAGGGAUUUUAAAUACACACCGGUUUUAUUUUUAUAAGAUUAUAUUCAAUGCAACAUAUUACGACCAAAUGACCUAACUCCUGACAGCCCUUAUUGCGGAGAUGUGUAAUCUGGAAUGGAACUCUGUUUCUUUAUUAUAAUGCCCCUGUAAUUGAAUUACCCAGCAGUGCUCUCUCCAUCACAGUUCACAGGGCAACCACUCUGUGGCAGGAACUGUAGCUAUCCAACAACUCGAGGAGAGAGAGUGUGGAACAAACAAUGGCUGAUGCUUUGGGACUGUGAAUAGCCGAGGUUCACAUUUAACAUUGACAAUACACUGUGCCCAGGUAAGGAGCAGUACGAUGAUCCAGUCUGACCAUUCUGACAGUAUCUGCUAAGUAUUUCUGUCAAAACUGCAGAUAAAUUGCUUCAUCUCUGGAAAAUAUUGGGAGGAUCAGAAGGCCAGAUUUUUGAGGUGGUCCCUCUCGCCAACUCUUGUGGAUUUCAAGAGAAAGAAUGAGAGAGAGAAAAAGUGACUUCAGUGCUCCUCUACAGUCACAACAUGAUCCUUGCCAAAGCGUUAUUUAUUUUUCAAACCUGCUGGUUUGUUUUUGAAUACAAGAGCUGCAUGCUGUGAUUAAAACUCAGGUACUCAUCACUGACAGAAGGCAGAGAACAACUUCAACCUCAAUAAUUCAGGUUCUCUUCUUGGUUAGCUCGUUAUGUAGAAAAUACAAGACUGCGGAACUUUGAUUUUUAAAAGCAGAUCAUCAUUAAAUGUCCUAUGUAAUGAUUAGCACCAAUGGAAAUUUGCAAGCUGAAUGUUGCCAUGGUUGCCUCAGUGACCUCUGGACUUAUUAAACACACAACUCCUUGAAUAGUGGCCAACAUGAUUGAUCCAAUACACCAUUUUUACUGGAAAUAAAUCUCAAACCGAGCCUUGAAUAUAUGCAAACUGAGAAACAUGGUUCACUUAAACUGACUUUUCUUUUGGAUGUUUGUUCUCAGCUUCAUUGACAAAGCGUUCUCUGGAGCAAACUAUAGUAAUUGAGACUGGGGGAAUGGGGUCACUUGGAUGCUGCCUGAACUGCUGUGCUCUUCCAGCACCACUAAUCCAGAAUGGGGUCACUGUAGCCCAGGCAAGUACAAAUGUUACUGUUUCCAGCAGCUGAUUAUACAUGGUGCCUCUGGGAUUUGUUGUUAAUGUAGGGUCAUGCUUGGACUUUCCUUUCCAAUGUGCUCUCACCUCGGUUGGACUGUUGCAGACUGGGGUAGCUGCUCCCAUCUCCCUUGAAUGGGAGUGUAUUAAAUGUGAGCUUCACAAGGAGUCAAGGGGCAGGGGAAAAGGUGACUCAGGCAAGUGGGGUUUAAACUAUAAUUGGAUGAACCAUGAUCUUAAUGUAUGGCAGAAUGAGCUUGAAGGGCCAAAUGGCCUACUUUUACUUCCAAAUCCUAUGUUCCUUUUCUUCCCCCCACCCCCCCAGGAUUUUCCUACAUCUGAAAUCAACUUAACCAGGAUUCCCUUGCUUUGAAUUAAUUGUCUUUUUUAAAAGUGAAUCUUUUGUAAAUGCAUAAAAAAAUUUCAAAGAUAUGCAGAACAAGGCUAAUAUGUGUGUAUUUUUUUUAAUUAUUUAAAGCUUAUAACAUGAUUAGGAGAUUCAGUAUCAGGCACAGUGACAGACAGAAGAUGUCAUUAUAUACUCUUUAACACUGUUGUCAAAACUGGAAUGCUGGCAACCUCUACUUUCUUCAUCUCAUAUCUUCCUAUCCAAUCUCUUCCUCUGAAGACAGAGACUCAAAAAGGUUCACCCUUGGUUAUCACUGACUAGCAAUGAGUCUGGACUGUGAAUGUCAACAGAUAUUCAUAAAUCAUUCUUCAUUGGAGAAAGAGUAGUGCAUUUUACACCACUGGUCACUGGAGAGGGUCAGGAGAUUUAAUAAUCGCUGGACAGGAAAACCUGGCUAGAUGCUGUGUCCAAUUGCAGGCUCAGCCUGAGCUGAGGUUAGGCUACCUUUGCAAAGUUCCAAGCUCGUAAUGAGGUCGUGCUCUUCUGCAUUGGUGAUCACACUAGCCACUGAGGCAGUGGCUAACUCACAAACAGCAGGUCUGAAUGUCUGCUCCUCCUACCUACUGCCUCCCAGUUGUUUGUAACACAUAUCACCAUCAUAUGUUAGA
Messenger RNA from Chiloscyllium plagiosum (whitespotted bambooshark), 4323 nucleotides. Its product is annotated as acetyl-coenzyme A synthetase 2-like, mitochondrial. Lineage: Eukaryota; Metazoa; Chordata; Chondrichthyes; Orectolobiformes; Hemiscylliidae. The record is from RefSeq and is a predicted model, not a curated record. Gene Ontology annotation, cellular component: mitochondrion. Gene Ontology annotation, molecular function: AMP binding; acetyl-CoA synthetase activity.